Molecule: messenger RNA, 654 nt
Organism: Arabidopsis lyrata subsp. lyrata
Lineage: Eukaryota; Viridiplantae; Streptophyta; Magnoliopsida; Brassicales; Brassicaceae
Product: (S)-coclaurine N-methyltransferase
Exons: 2
Coding region: 255-521 (88 amino acids)
Source: RefSeq, a predicted model, not a curated record
AUCAAAUCCUCAAAAAGACGAAUCAUUUACAUAUUGAAAUCAAAAUUCCCAAAUUGAAAUCUAUACCUCUUUCCAUAUAUCAAAUUGAGAGAGCAUCUGUUUCAUUACCCAUUCUGAAAUCAAAUCAACCAAAUUAGGCUUAAAUUAAACACAUAUAAUUGAUGAAUUUAUGCUCCUGUCUCAUUCUUAGAUCACGUUUUGCUUUCCGAUCUCUCCAAUGGAUUAAAUAUCCAAUUAUAUCCAAAUAAAUAGAUAUGUUGUUUGUUCAGGAAAAUGUUUCGAUUGUGGAUCAUUGGCUCGUAAACGGGACGCAUUAUGCAAAGACAAGUGAAGAGUGGGUCAAAAGAAUGGAUAAGGAGAUAGUUGCAAUAAAAGAGAUAAUGGAAGUGACAUAUGGGAAAGAAGAAGCAGUGAAGUGGAUGGUUUACUGGAGAACCUUCUUCAUCGCGGUAGCUGAGCUUUUCGGGUACAACAAUGGAGAAGAGUGGAUGGUUGCACACUUCCUCUUCAAGAAGAAAUGAUGAUUUCUUUAUUUUCUUCUAUUUUUCAAUAAAGAACUGAAACAUGAAUAUAUAGAACUGAAGAAGAGAAGCAGAGGGAAUUACUGAGAGACAGUCUCUGUACUUUUUCCACUCGGCAACACACUCUUCUUUA